This is a messenger RNA of Blepharisma stoltei, 798 nucleotides long. The record is from the annotation of a GenBank genome assembly. Lineage: Eukaryota; Ciliophora; Heterotrichea; Heterotrichida; Blepharismidae.
AUGCAAAGCUUCCCUCAAACCAAAAGACCAGAGGAUUUAAGAUUUUAUACGAAUCGGGCUGCACAUCUUCAUCUGAAUGGCAAAAAACGAUUUUUUAUGCAUAAAAAUUCAGUUUCUCCAGAUUAUGCAUUAGCUCAAGAUGAUUAUACAAAUUUUUUAAUUAGAAGUGCGAGGAUGGAUAUAAAUCAAAUUAAAGAUAACCCGAUGCUUUCACCUUCACGGAUAAGCGGAAGUAUACAAAAUUUUGAAGAUUAUGAUAAAUUUACUCAAAGUAGAUCGGUUUCACAAAUGGAAUCACCAGUAAGAAAAAUAAAAAUAAGUGAGAUUGGAAUUCAGACUGAAAAAAAUAAAGAAAGUUUAAAUGAAAGAGAAGAAACUGGUAACCUUUAUUUAAAUUUGAAACCUAGUCCUAGUCUUAACGCAUUACCCACAUUUAAUAAACACGAAAAGCACCGCAGGAAUACAGUAAGAAAUGAUUUUUCCAGUCCAAUUAGUCCAUAUGCAGCUGCUGACCAUACAAUCACCAAUAAGAAUAAAGAAGAACAAAAUAUUUUUUAUCAGCAAACCCCAAAACAUUAUCAGCAAUAUAAAAUAGGUUAUCAAAACCCUUUCCCUAAUAUCCCAGCUUCAGAUACCCUAAAAUUUCAUAGCGAAUCUCCAUAUCAUUCUCCCAAUGCCAACCAAAUUUUUAGGCCUCAGAACCAAUUAAUUUCAAAUAAUCAAAGUAACGUUAACAAUUUCUCCAGUAACCUUUCAAACUUCGGCUCAAUGCUUAUAAAGCCUACCAAUUUUAGAUAA